Molecule: messenger RNA, 1401 nt
Organism: Chrysochloris asiatica (Cape golden mole)
Lineage: Eukaryota; Metazoa; Chordata; Mammalia; Afrosoricida; Chrysochloridae
Gene: CHIT1
Product: chitinase 1 (chitotriosidase)
Exons: 11
Coding region: 1-1401 (466 amino acids)
Biological process (GO): carbohydrate metabolic process; chitin catabolic process
Cellular component (GO): extracellular region
Molecular function (GO): chitinase activity; chitin binding
Source: RefSeq, a predicted model, not a curated record
AUGGCAAGACCUGUGGCCUGGGCAGGUUUGACAGUUCUGCUGAUGAUCCAAUGGGGCUCUGCUAUGAAAUUGGUCUGCUACUUCACCAACUGGGCCCAGUACAGACAGGGUGCUGCUCGCUUCCUGCCCAAGGACGUGGACCCCAACCUGUGCACCCACCUUAUCUACGCCUUUGCGGGCAUGAACAAUCACCAGCUCAGCACCAUUGAGUGGAAUGACGAGACUCUGUAUAAAGACUUCAAUGGCCUGAAGAAGAUGAAUCCCAAACUAAAGACCCUGCUGGCUGUUGGGGGCUGGAACUUUGGCACUCAGAGGUUCACAGAUAUGGUGGCCACACCCAACAACCGCCAGAUCUUCAUCAACUCCGCCAUUAACUAUCUGCGUAAAUAUGACUUUGAUGGACUUGACCUUGACUGGGAAUUCCCCGGGAGCCGGGGAAGCCCCUCCUCAGACAAGCAGCGCUUUACAGCCCUGGUGCAGGAGCUGGCCAGCGCCUUCAGACAGGAAGCCCAGAGCUCAGGGAAGGAGCACCUACUGCUCAGUGCAGCUGUCCCCGCAGGGCAAGCCCAGGUGGAUGCCGGAUACGAGGUGGACAAAAUUGCUCAGAACCUGGAUUUCAUCAGCCUCAUGGCCUACGACUUCCAUGGCACUUGGGAGACGGUCACAGGGCACAACAGCCCUCUUUACAAGAGGCAGGGAGAGAGCGGUGUGCAGGCUCAGCUCAAUGUGGACUUUGCUGUGCAAUACUGGCUACAGAAGGGAGCCCCAGCCAACAAACUGAUCCUUGGCAUGCCCACCUACGGACGGGCCUUCACACUGGCUUCCUCAUCAGACACUGGAGUGGGGGCCCCAGCCACAGGGCCUGGCACCCCUGGCCCCUUCACCAAGGAUGGAGGGCUGCUGGCUUACUAUGAGGUCUGCUCCUGGAAGGGGGCUGCCAAACUCAGGAUCAAGGACCAGAUGGUGCCCUACUCUGUCCAGGGAAAUCAAUGGGUGGGUUUUGAUGACGUGGAAAGCUUCAAAACCAAGGUCACCUAUCUGAAGCAGAAGGGUCUGGGUGGGGCCAUGGUCUGGACACUGGACUUAGAUGACUUCGGGGGUUCCUUCUGCAACCAGGGUGGAUACCCGCUCAUCCAGACACUGAGGCGGGAGCUGAGUCUCCCAUACAUGCCUUCAGGUCCCACCAAGCCUGAAGUUCCCAGACCAGACCAGCCCUCUAAGCCUGAGAAUGGGCCCAGCCCUAGAGAAGACACUUUCUGCCAGGGCAAAGCUGAUGGCCUCUACCCCAAUCCUCAGGAGCGGUCCAGUUACUACAACUGUGCUGGGGGGCGGCUGUUCAAGCAGAACUGUCCCGCAGGCUUGGUGUUCAGUUCUGGCUGCCAAUGCUGUACCUGGAAUUGA